CGAAUAUCAUUUGAGUCUAUAUCCUAUGCGAAACAGGGGGUGUUGAUAGAGUUUGAACGCCGAGUUGGACACUCCAAGUGAAGAAGUGACACAAAGUCGGCCCGUCAGACGCUAAAAUGCUUUCAUUGAGAGAACUUUUCAUCGUUAUUUCGGUGUUAUUGGUGCACAGUUAUGCUAUCGUCAGGGUUCCUCUACACAAGACGCGCACGGCAAGGCGCAUGAUGAGCGACAACGGGAUGACGGUGGAGCAACUUUUGGCAUUGGGUAAGACCAACGGCGAUCUAGCGCACCAGGGAACUACACCACCACCCGCACCUACCUCCACCCCGCCUGCUGAGAGGCUCACGAACUUUAUGGAUGCUCAAUACUACGGAGUGAUGAACAUCGGAACCCCAUCUCAAGAAUUCAAAGUGCUGUUUGACACCGGCUCCUCAAACCUUUGGGUUCCCUCUAUUCAUUGCUCCUUCCUGGAUAUCGCCUGCUGGAUGCAUCACCGCUACAACUCCAAGAAGUCCAGCACGUACGUGAAGAAUGGCACCAAGUUUUCCAUCAACUAUGGCCGAGGCAGCCUCUCUGGCUUUAUCAGUGAGGAUGUGGUCAAUUUGGCAGGUUUGAAUGUGCCAGGGCAGCAGUUUGGAGAGGCGGUGCAGCAGCCUGGCAUCGUGUUUGCUGUGGCACGCUUCGAUGGCCUUUUUGGUAUGGGUUAUCCCGCCAUCUCUGUGGCCAAGGUCACCCCUGUGUUUGACAAGAUCAUCGACAAAAAGCUGCUCCCUCAAAACAUCUUCUCCUUCUACCUAAACAGAAAUGCCCAAGCACCGGUUGGAGGAGAGCUGAUGUUAGGAGGCACUGACAAGCAGUACUACGAGGGAGAGCUGCACUAUGUCAAUGUCACACGCAAGGCCUACUGGCAGAUUAAGAUGGAUGCGGUUGCGGUUGGCAAUCAGCUCACGCUCUGUAAGGAUGGUUGCCAGGCAAUUGUUGACACGGGAACAUCCCUGAUGGUUGGGCCUACUCAGGAGAUCCGGGCGCUGCACAGGGCCAUCGGGGCUCUGCCUCUGCUGAUGGGGGAGUACUGGAUCGAUUGUGGCAAGAUCCCAACUCUGCCGGUGAUCUCGUUUAACCUGGGAGGAAAAGUCUUCAAUUUAACUGGGGAAGAUUACGUCCUACAGGAGAGCCAGAUGGGCGCUAAGAUCUGCCUGUCAGGCUUCAUGGCCAUGGAUGUGCCUCCCCCUGCUGGUCCUCUGUGGAUCCUGGGAGACGUGUUUAUCGGCCGCUACUACAGCGUGUUCGACCGCGACCACGACCGCGUGGGCUUCGCUCCUGCCAAGUGAUCAGGAAAUUGUGCAACAAGUUCUGAAGGGCCAAACAGCGCAGACCAAAAGUAGGACGUCUGACCCCCGGAACAGAUCUGGCCAAGAUCUGGUGUGGAGUCUCUUGAAUCCACUCCAAAUCGGGGAUGAUCUACUCUACUCUUAUUUUUUUUUUUUUUUUUAAGUAAGUCUAGUGCUGCUUAGAUUUGCUGUUUUGUAACGAUGAAUGAGAGGUACUUAUUAAUUAUGUAGUUUUAAACAAGCUUGUUUUGGUCAAAUAUUUAUUUUUUUCAUUAAGUUAAAGUUUAAGUUCCUGUUUGACUUGCUGUAAAAAUGGCCUUGCUGUGAAUGAAAUGGUGAAGUGACCAAAGAGCACUGAACAAACGUGGAUGAACACGUACCCUUUUAUUGCCAUAAUCUGUCAGGAGAGUGAUCGUUGCAAUAAUCUGCUUCAAUAAAUACGUUCCCACACA
This is a messenger RNA of Clupea harengus (Atlantic herring), 1783 nucleotides long. RefSeq names its product napsin A aspartic peptidase (gene napsa). Gene Ontology annotation, biological process: proteolysis. NCBI's taxonomy places the organism in Eukaryota, Metazoa, Chordata, Actinopteri, Clupeiformes, Clupeidae. Gene Ontology annotation, molecular function: aspartic-type endopeptidase activity. The record is from RefSeq and is a predicted model, not a curated record. Gene Ontology annotation, cellular component: lysosome.